UAAACAUAAAUGAAAAUGAGAAGAGGUGGCCCAUACACCAGAAUCACAAUACACACACAUGACAGUACAGAACAGCCUCUCAAACUUUCUUCAUCAGCAAUGGUCAUGACAACCCGGGCUUUCAGAUACGUGGGCCCCACUUGCAUGUGCAUUCUUCUCCCUCUCCAUUCUUCUCUCACUCUUAACUAACCAAAACAAACAAACAAACAAACAAACCAACAAAACUUUCUCAAAAUCAAAAACCAUUUCUUUCCAUCACCACUUUCUUCUCAUUAAUUUCUCUUCUUUUUCUCUUCAGUCUUCAACAACAAUGAAGAAAAACACCAACACCAGCAUCAUCAUGCUCAUAAACCCUUUAACUUUUUUCUUAUUCUUCUCCUUCUUUACCCUCUUCACUUACUCCCAAAACGACGACGUUUCAGUUAUGCAAACACUCAAAACAAAUCUCAACCCACCCAUUUCACUUGGUUGGUCCGACCCGGAUCCAUGUAAAUGGAAUCACGUUACUUGCUCAGACGAAAAACGGGUCACCCGAAUCCAAAUCGGUCGUCAGAAUCUUCAAGGUACACUCCCUCAAACUCUUCAAAACCUAACUCAGUUAGAACACUUGGAGCUUCAAUUCAACAAUUUCUCUGGUCCUAUUCCGAGUUUACACAAUUUAAACUCUCUUCAAGUUUUCAUGGCGGGUAGUAACAGCUUUUCAGCAAUUCCAGAAGAUUUUUUCGCCAAUAAGUCUCAGCUUGUUACUGUAGAGAUUGAUGACAACCCUUUUGAGCCUUGGGAGAUUCCUUUGUCUCUAAAAGACGCUUUGUCACUAAGGAAUUUUUCUGCUAAUAAUGCUAAUGUUAAGGGUAAGUUACCGGAUUUUUUUAGUGAUGAAGUGUUUUCUAGUUUGACCCUUUUGCAUUUAGCUUUCAAUAAACUUGAGGGUGGGUUGCCAAAGAGCUUUUCUGGGUUAAAUGUUCAGUCUUUGUGGUUGAAUGGUCAGAAGAGUGAUUCUAAGCUUAGUGGGUCAGUUGAUGUUUUACAGAAUAUGACUUCUUUGAGUGAAGUUUGGUUGCAUACUAAUAAGUUUAGUGGCCCUUUGCCUAGUUUUGAAGGGUUGGAAAGUUUAAAGGUUUUGAGUUUAAGGGAUAACUCUUUCACCGGUGUUGUUCCGAGUUCAUUGGUUAGCCUUAAAUCACUUAAAGUUGUGAACUUGACUAAUAACUUGUUUCAGGGUCCAAUGCCGGUUUUUGGUGCUGGAGUUGAGGUUGAUAAUAUUAAGGAUUCUAAUAGUUUUUGUUUGUCUAGUCCUGGUGAUUGUGAUCCUAGGGUGCAGGUUCUUCUUUCUGUUGUUGGGGGUAUGGGUUAUCCUUCGAGGUUUGCUAAUGAUUGGAAGGGGAAUGAUCCUUGUGCUGAUUGGAUUGGGAUUACUUGUAGUGAUGGGAACAUUAGUGCUGUUAAUUUUCAAAAGAUGGGUCUUAGUGGUGUGAUAUCUCCUGAGUUUGCUAAGCUUAAAUCGCUGCAAAAACUUAUUCUUUCUGAUAACAAUCUUACCGGUUCGAUUCCGAAUGAGCUUACUACUUUGCCUAUGUUAACUAAAUUGAAUGUUGCUAACAACCAUCUCUUUGGAAAAGUACCGAAUUUUAGGAGCAAUGUGAUUGUGACUACUAUUGGGAACAUUGAUAUUGGGAAGGAUACAAGCAGCUUUGCCCCUCAAGGUUCUGUGUCUUCUAAUGGUACUGAUGCAAGUGGUGGAAAUGGUGGGAGUAAUGGAAAUGAUGGCAAAAAAUCUUCUUCUCAUGUAGCUUUGAUUGUGUUUGCUGUGGUUGGGGCUGUUUUUGUUGCAUCUUUGAUUGGUUUCUUGGUUUUCUGCUUGCUUAGGAUGAAGCAAAAGAAGUUAAGUAGGGUUCAAAGUCCAAAUGCACUAGUUAUUCACCCUCGACAUUCUGGAUCAGAUAAUGAAAGUGUGAAGAUAACGGUUGCAGGUUCGAGUGUCAGUGUUGGAGGUGUGAGUGAAGCCCACGCCGUACCCAAUAGUGAAAUGGGAGAUAUUCAAAUGGUUGAAGCGGGAAACAUGGUAAUAUCUAUACAAGUUCUGAGGAGUGUCACAAACAAUUUCAGCGCGAAAAAUAUAUUGGGACAAGGAGGUUUUGGAACUGUUUAUAAAGGUGAACUCCACGAUGGUACAAGAAUCGCAGUGAAAAGAAUGGAGUGUGGAGCAAUUGUUGGGAAGGGUGAAGCUGAAUUUAAGUCUGAAAUUGCGGUUUUGACAAAGGUUCGUCAUAGGCAUCUUGUUACUCUUCUUGGAUACUGCUUGGAUGGGAAUGAGAAGCUUCUUGUGUAUGAGUACAUGCCUCAGGGGACCCUAAGUAGGCAUAUUUUUAAUUGGCCAGAAGAAGGACUCGAACCACUUGCAUGGAAUAGGAGACUAAUCAUUGCCUUAGAUGUGGCAAGGGGCGUUGAGUACCUUCAUAGCCUGGCUCAUAAAAGCUUCAUACACAGAGACUUGAAACCUUCAAACAUUCUUCUUGGGGAUGAUAUGAGGGCAAAGGUUGCUGAUUUUGGUCUUGUGCGUCUCGCUCCAGAAGGGAAAGCCUCAAUUGAAACAAGAAUUGCAGGAACUUUCGGAUAUUUGGCUCCAGAGUAUGCAGUUACCGGCCGUGUGACAACUAAAGUUGACGUGUUCAGCUUUGGUGUAAUAUUGAUGGAGCUGAUAACCGGAAGAAAAGCACUUGACGAUAGCCAACCUGAGGAUAGCAUGCACCUUGUAACUUGGUUCCGCAGAAUGUACGUAGAUAAGGACUCGUUCCGCAAAGCAAUUGACCCGACAAUCGAUAUCAAUGAAGAAACACUUGCUAGUAUUCACACAGUAGCAGAGUUAGCAAGUCACUGCAGUGCAAGGGAGCCAUAUCAAAGGCCUGACAUGGGUCAUGCAGUUAACGUGCUUUCUUCACUUGUAGAACAAUGGAAACCGUCGGAUACAAAUUCCGAAGAUAUCUAUGGAAUUGACCUUGACUUAUCUUUACCACAAGCACUCAAGAAGUGGCAGGCUUAUGAAGGUGCAAGUCAAUUGGAGUCAUCAUCUUCUUCGCUUCUUCCGAGUUUGGAUAACACACAAACAAGUAUACCUAAUCGCCCGUAUGGAUUUGCCGAUUCUUUCACGUCGGCAGAUGGUAGAUGAUCAUGCUUGGUUUUGUACAUAAUUGUAAGGUGGCUUCUUUUGUGUGUAUGUUGAUUCUAAUUACUUGCUGUGGUGGCUUUUUUUUCUAUGUGAAACUUGUUUAUCCCUUUUCAUGGUGUAGCUUUCUUUGAUGCUUAUACUCUCUGCGUAGCACUUAUUAAGGAGUUUUGCUGACAAAUUGAGAAGAUUGAGAUUCUCAGCUUAUCA
Molecule: messenger RNA, 3373 nt
Organism: Trifolium pratense (red clover)
Lineage: Eukaryota; Viridiplantae; Streptophyta; Magnoliopsida; Fabales; Fabaceae
Product: receptor protein kinase TMK1
Exons: 2
Coding region: 311-3166 (951 amino acids)
Biological process (GO): protein phosphorylation
Molecular function (GO): ATP binding; protein binding; protein kinase activity
Source: RefSeq, a predicted model, not a curated record